AGUACAUACAAUUAAUUACCCAGUGUAAGACAUUCUUAUCUUUUUAUCUCUCUGUUCGGGGAUUUGAUUGGUAGUCAAUAUACCGAUUGUUGCCUCUCGCGCGCACCACGUGCUCAUUGGUGCUUUGGAGAUGAGUUUUGAUGUAGAUGAGUUACGGUAAAAUUGUUAAGGAACCUGCUCAAAGAUUUGUUUACCUGUAUGAUAAGGAACUCCAAUUAAAAACACUCAGAUAUGUUCUCGCCUGCUGGUCGAUAAAUCUGCUAGGAUGCCGAGAUCUCCUCAUUUUUCAUACCUUUCAAAAAACUGUGCUUGAUUUUUAUAAACAUGGACAUAUGGAGCUGAAGGAUCGGAUGCAUCAUAAGACAAAAUGACACGAAUAAAGCCGAGAGCAACCGAAUACCUAUAAAAGUUAAAACUAACAUUUAAGUAACUCUGAUGGGAAUAAUAUUUGUGAGUGUUAAGGAUGCCUUUUCUGGCCUUACUGUGUCUGUCCUUUCUUCCUUUGAUGUCCUACUGUGUUAUACCAGACGAACAACGCUUACUAGAGUCUUUAUUGUCGGACUAUAACCCUGCUGCUCGUCCUGUCUUUAAUGCUUCACACAUUCUUCUUGUUAAAUUUGGAAUAACUCUGGCGCAGAUAUCAGAUAUGGACGAGGUCAACCAAGUGCUCACUACCAGUGUAUGGUUAGAACAGGAAUGGCAAGAUGAACGGUUAAUUUGGGAUCCCUCAGAUUAUAAUGGACUUGAGACUUUGCGUAUGCCUUGUGAUAAAAUCUGGCUUCCGGACAUAGUAUUGUAUAAUAGCGCUGAUGAUUACACUUCUGGAUAUAUGCAGAGUAAGGCAAUGGUUCGUUAUGAUGGAAAUGUCUUCUGGCCUCCUCCAGCCAAGUUCCGAAGCUCCUGUAAGAUCGACAUCACAUUCUUUCCCUUUGACGACCAAAUAUGUAAGAUGAAGUUUGGUUCCUGGACAUAUGAUGGAUUUCAAGUAGAUAUAACAAAUAGAACGGCUCAGGUCGAUCUGUCAAAUUAUGUCUACAGCGGGGAAUGGGAACUCAUCUCAAUUUAUGGAGUUCGAAACGAGGUCAUAUACCAGUGUUGUAAUAUUCCAUACCCGGACGUGACGUUUACAAUAAUCAUGCGCAGAAAGACGCUUUACUACUUGUUCAAUAUAAUUUUCCCUUGUUUGUGGCUCACGAUUCUGAGUUUACUUGGUUUCUGGCUGCCCCCUGACAGCGGAGAGAAGAUCACCCUAGGCAUUACGGUCUUACUCGCUUUCUCUGUGUUCAUGCUACUAAUUGCUGAAAAUAUGCCAGCCACAUCUGAAUUCGUUCCUUUGAUUGGUAUUUAUUUGACCGUGACGAUGGGAAUGACGUCAUUAUCCAUUAUUCUAACAGUGUUUGUUCUUCAGUUACAUCACGUGGGCCCACAUCAGCGACCAGUGCCAAGAUGGCUGCGGUUUUUGUGUGUGGAUAUUUUAUCAAGAUUCAUGUGUAUGCGUCAGUCCCAGAUUCCACAGCCUUUUGUCGACGAAUUCCGCAAAGACGACAUGUGUUUAACGACUUUUUUUGAAAACGUAGAAAAUGGAAACACCACGAGUACAUGUAAUGGAAAUUUGCAACAAAAUUCCAAUAACACAAUAAAUAAUUACCAGAAUGAUAAAUAUCAUAUUGAAAUGGAUAAAGACAAAACACAUCAGAAGAUUACGAAUCAUUUAAAACUGUUAGUGGAGAAACAGGACUACGAAGAGAACCAUCAGGGGAUCGUACACGAGUGGCAGUUUGUCGCUCACGUGAUGGACAGAGUUCUCUUCUGGAUUUUUUUAUUUGCUGCAGUUAUAUCAUCUAUAUUAAUUCUAGUUGUACAACCUUUAUUAAAACCCCCACUACAUUGAACGCCAAAUAUUUCAUUUUCUUGCCAUAAAUAUUCAUUCACAAAGUAAAACGUACAUAAGGCGCCAUAUUAAAUAAACAUUGAAAACUUUGAAUUCGUUUUCUAAAGUUGAUCUUAAUGAUCAUUGCAAAAAUUAACACAUUUUAGAUGUUCUGUCAUGUUUAAUAAAUGAUAUGUAUAAUGUUACAUAAUUAUUUUGCAGAUUGAAAAAAACAGUAAAAUUUUAAGCAAUUUACUAGAACAAAAAAGUACAGUGUUACAGAUUGAAUUUGUGGUUUAUUUUCUAAUCGGUACAUACUCAAGUAUUUUUGUCAAAGAUAUGACAUACCUAACAUAAUGCAUGUAUAUCUCUUCAUAUUAUAUAUAAAGGUAUUAUCAUCUACUUAAACAGUUGUCAUACUAUCAGUAAAAUUAUCACAUUCAUGAUCACUUGUUAAUAGAAAUUCGACUACUGUAAUUAAAAAAUGUGUUAUUUUGUGUAAUAAACUUUCAAAUAUAACAUUAUUUAGGUUUUCAAAACGUAUUAUCUGUAACCCUUUUGCGAGCACAGUUUGGACUA
Molecule: messenger RNA, 2449 nt
Organism: Saccostrea cuccullata (small rock oyster)
Lineage: Eukaryota; Metazoa; Mollusca; Bivalvia; Ostreida; Ostreidae
Product: neuronal acetylcholine receptor subunit alpha-10-like
Exons: 5
Coding region: 464-1891 (475 amino acids)
Biological process (GO): chemical synaptic transmission; regulation of membrane potential; nervous system process
Cellular component (GO): plasma membrane; synapse; postsynaptic membrane
Molecular function (GO): acetylcholine-gated monoatomic cation-selective channel activity; transmembrane signaling receptor activity
Source: RefSeq, a predicted model, not a curated record